Pyrenophora tritici-repentis Pt-1C-BFP is the source of this 1392-nucleotide messenger RNA. Lineage: Eukaryota; Fungi; Ascomycota; Dothideomycetes; Pleosporales; Pleosporaceae. The record is from RefSeq and is a predicted model, not a curated record.
GCAACAACGACGAUUCCAUUAUCCACUGCACCACGCAUCUUGACCCUCACUCUCACUCUGCAAUUCCAGUCUGCCUCGUUUUGAGUGCACGCCGUCUCAAUUGCCCCUUGCCGUUGUUACUUUUUGCUUUGUUGCUUUGUUGCCCUCGUGCAGCGUCCCGGUCAGUUGGAACCUCGGGCGAUCAAGGCUUAUCGCAUAAUCGACUGAAUAGAGGGGCACUUCUCCCACCUCGACCAGCCCAUCGUCGUUUCAGUACCAACAGAAACACGCACCAAAGGAUUUCUUGCACGUCGACGUUUGUGUGUUGUCAGGCCGCAGCAGCGAGACACGCCCGAGCUUCGUCGGCACCCAAUCGUCAGUGGUAGGAGCGGGAGCCAUCACACCAAUUCGCCCUCCCUGUCCCUGUCACGCAGCCGUUCACAGUAUUCGCCCAACGCCUACCCGAGCUUCUUCGUGGCGACGACCCGACAAGGAAUAAAUAAGGCCCUCUGCACCUCUGGCGAGCAGUAGCUACUUUAUAUAACAGCACCCGCGACACGAUAACCUCGAUUCAUCAAUCAACCGCCAUCAUGAACCCCCACCAGCAGAACAAGGUGGACAUCAGUAAAAUGUCGGAGCAAGAGGCCAAACUCUUCCGUCUUUACGGCAAGCUCCCCAACAAGAAGGACUUGCUUCAGAACAAGCUCAAGGAGCGCAAGUACUUCGACAGCGGCGACUAUGCCCUCUCCAAGGCUGGAAAGGCUGGCGACGUCGGCGUCACCCAAGUUGGCCGUGAGCACCCCAACCCCGAGAAGAUUCCACACAUUGCGCCACCCACACCUACCGGACAAAACGGCAACGGCAACGGCCAUGUCAACGGAACCACCAACGGUCAAGGCGAGGUUGCCGGCAGCCCGGUCAAGGAACACACUUUCUUACACCGCGAGACCAGCCUGAACCGUGAGACAUCGGCUUCAGAUUUCGAGAACACCGAGGAGCCCCAAGCGACAGAAGGGGGUGCGGUCAAGGCAUAGCUGACAUACCCGUGUUGCUGAGCCCCUUACGCGCCUCCAUUUCCUUUGCACUCAUUGGCGCAACCUUGGAUGACGGUGCCCAAAAUGUAACUAUAACGCACCUUCGAACGGCCUAACCUCAAUCGUCUUUUGCGGAGUCGGAUGCGGCGUUCAGGAUAAGCCUUGAUGACGGCCCAACUCUUUGUUUCGGGACCACAGCGCCUAAUGGCCAAUAUUUCCUUGGGCAUGGAUCUGUCUGCACAAGUACAGUAUUCACUUCCUAUCUAGUACCUUUGACGAGUGGUUUUGGGUUGGGAAGCCGAACCUUGGUGUCUCCCAGGCUCCAUGUUUACGGCCUUGAGUAGAAUUUAUCAUAGCAAUAUGAUUUUGAAACGUCAAA